Molecule: messenger RNA, 1292 nt
Organism: Drosophila teissieri
Lineage: Eukaryota; Metazoa; Arthropoda; Insecta; Diptera; Drosophilidae
Gene: Ama
Product: protein amalgam
Exons: 2
Coding region: 102-1103 (333 amino acids)
Biological process (GO): homophilic cell-cell adhesion; synapse organization
Cellular component (GO): plasma membrane; neuronal cell body; axon
Molecular function (GO): axon guidance receptor activity
Source: RefSeq, a predicted model, not a curated record
CGCGAAGUGAAGCGCAUUGAACCCACAACAUCCGAGAUAACCGAGGGAAAAGAGUCACAAAAUCAACAGCAACAUCCUGUAAAUAAACAGAACUAACAGCCAUGGCGGGUCUGCGGCUUUAUAACGUUCUAAUAUUGUGCCUUGCGAUCAGCUUGGAGGCGGUGCUAGGAGCCCCAGUGAUCAGCCAGAUCAGCAAGGACGUGGUGGCCAGUGUGGGCGACUCUGUGGAGUUCAACUGCACCGUGGAGGAGGUGGGACAGCUCUCGGUGAGCUGGGCCAAGCGUCCCAGCGAGUCGGACACCAAUUCGGUGGUGCUCUCCAUGCGGAAUAUCCUUAGUCUUCCCGACCAGCGGUACAACGUAACGGUCACCGAAGGACCCAAGACCGGCAGCGCCACCUACACCUUCCGCAUUCAGAACAUCGAAGUCAGUGACAUGGGUCCGUACGAGUGUCAGGUGCUCGUUUCGGCCACGGAGAAGGUGACCAAGAAGCUGAGCCUGCAGAUCAAGACCCCACCAGUGAUCGCGGAGAACACCCCUAAGAGCACCCUGGUGACGGAGGGUCAGAAUCUAGAGCUGACCUGCCAUGCCAAUGGCUUUCCCAAGCCCACGGUCUCCUGGGCCCGCGAGCAUAAUGCCGUGAUGCCAGCCGGAGGCCAUUUGCUGGCGGAACCAACUCUCCGGAUUCGUGCAGUGCACCGGAUGGAUCGCGGCGGCUACUACUGCAUCGCGCAGAACGGAGAGGGCCAGCCGGACAAGAGGUUGAUCCGCGUCGAGGUGGAGUUCCGUCCGCAGAUCGCCGUCCAAAGGCCCAAGAUCGCCCAGAUGGUGUCCCACUCCGCGGAGCUGGAGUGCUCUGUGCAGGGCUACCCGGCUCCGACGGUAGUUUGGCACAAGAAUGGAGUGCCCCUGCAGUCCAGCCGGCACCACGAGGUGGCCAACACCGCAUCUUCCUCGGGAACCACAACCUCUGUGCUGCGCAUCGAUAGCGUGGGGGAGGAGGACUUCGGGGACUACUACUGCAAUGCCACCAAUAAGUUGGGCCACGCCGAUGCGCGACUUCAUCUCUUCCAGACCGUCAUCCCAGUGCCCUCCUUGUCGUAAUAAGCCCUCAACGUCACAAUUUCCAUUCCCACGCAACAAGACUGGAACCUCUGGACCUCAAUUUCGCCUCUCGUCUCGCUUUUUCGGCAAUUCGCCAGUCCGGAUGCGGUCUGUGUUUAUAUUAUUAAUGAUUCAUUCAAUUAGCUCCCAUUCAGUCUUCAUUAUUUUCGGACACACUUGGAACUGAGC